CAAUGCGCUCGUGGGGAGCUGUGGUGCGGCGUGGGAAGCGCCAGCGCGAGUAUGUUACGGAGAGCCAAGCAAGGGAGGCGGUGAAGAAGAUCCUGGCACUGGAGGAAGACGAUCUGAUUGAUUCAGGUAAGCUGACGUCGCUGCCAUACCCCGGAAUGAGACGCUCCCCUUCUUCCAUUCGGCCACCGGUGGAUUUCAAUUUUGUGGGCAAGGACACGUUGGAUGGCUUGUUGAGGGAGUGGCAUUUGGGAUACACCGAGCUGGUUGUUUACGGGCCCAAGGGCAUCGGGAAAUCGUCUGAGUUUCGAGCGCUUGCCUGCCUCUUAUACCAAAAGCUCAACACUGUGAAAGCCAAGCAAGAGUUGAGGGCUCGGGUGGUAUUCCUGUGGGGGAUCACGCUGCUGCAAGAUAUAGUUGCGGCCUUAAAGGAUGCGCUCUUGUUUUCCUAUCUGGUGGACAGUGUCGAGAAUGUGGAUGGCUGGCAAGAUGUUGAAGCUGUUAUCAAGGCCAUCAAGUCUACGCAAGAUAUCAUCUCCUUCAUCAGCAGUCGCAAGGGUGGCUCCAAGCCGGAGAUUUUUCAUUUCCUGGUGGACGGUGGCGAGAAGCUAGACCCCGCGGACUUUCUCGGAAAGCCGGUGUUGAACUCCGAGCACCUUUCUGCAGUGGGUCGCCAUUUACAGCAGGUUUUGGCAACAGGCGAAAGGGUCUGGUGGUGCACAAGCUCAGGAGCCAGCCAGGCAAUCCAGGAGCUACCGUUUUACACUUACGGAAAUGAAGCCUUUAACAACGAUGAGUACUCCAUCUAUGCUUCAGACUGUAUACUGGGGAAAAUUCCUGCUCGUCGUGCAAGCAUCUACUUCUACACCGGACUUGUGCCACUUUUCCUCGACGUACUAUGCGAUUCGUGCAACUCCGUGAUAUGUGAAACAAAGCUACAGAGCAGUUUUCGGGAUCGCAAGUUAUGGGAGCGCAGCGGCUUAGCUGCAGCCUUUCUGCUGGAUGGCGACGACGAAGCGGAUGCUUCAGCGCUCGAGGAAGAAGACGAGUACUGGGACGCGGUGAUUAAGACGUUUUGUGAACAUACCGAGCUAAAAGCUGUUUCGAGAAAGGCAGAUCGAAUAGUGGUGCAAGAGGACUACUUGACCGACGAGUCCAUGGCAAGUCUCGACCCAACUUACGUCCUCAACGCUGGAAAGGGCCAAUACUGCUCGCCUUACAUAAAAACAGUCUACGUGAAGACCGUGCGCUCCAAAGAAGAAGUUGCCAAGCCCCAUGCCAACGGAGUGUGGUUGGCAUAUGCAAGCCGCAAGCUGUCAGAUACAAGUGAAAUCGACUGGUUGUGCCUGGGCCAUCUCUGCGAGGACGUUCUAGCCAGCGUGAUUCCAAAGAAAGGAUUGGUCCUCGGGCAGCUUAAAGUCUGCGGAGCUAUCUGUGUCGAAACGUUUAACAGCAUCCCGUCGAGAACCAUCAAGUCACUGGUACAGCUGAAGCCAAAUUCAGGGUAUUAUUACAAGCCUUGGGAGCGUGCCUUCCCGGACGUGGAUGGCGUGAUUGUGUGGGUGGACGAGAAGGGCGAGCUGCAUGUUGUAGCGCUGCAGUUCACCGUCAACAUUGACAGGCAUUUACAUUCUGCGGACCAGUUCAUGAGCUUGGCAUCCCUGAAGCGCUGGUUCCCAGACAUUGAAGAGUAUGUGAUGGACACGGCAUCGACGUUGCAGCCGCCAGUGUCGCCAUCGACGGUGAAGCUGCACUUCGCAUUCAUUGGCUGUUCUUCACGGCCUGGCGUUUGCAGUAGCGAGAAGAAGUCCACACUCAAGAAGCGGAGGCGUACGGUGAUCGGAACGCCUGCCUACAUGCUGCACGUUCAACCAUUUGAUACUGACUCGAUUCCAGGUUUGAGUGCGGAUGAUUACAAAGUGUUGGUAGACAUUACUCAGCACAGGACGUGGACAGGAAAGAGCAACUACACACAAGUCUGUGAUGACGGGUUUGGCCUCCUCGCUCUCUCCAGAAAAGAGCUAGAGAAAAUGGCCAAGGAGGAUUUUGGAAUCCCUGACCCGGGUCAUAACGUCUACAAAAACAAGGCACUGCUUAUCAAUGCGAUGCUCUCAACGUGACAAUUGACAUUGCUAACACAAAUAAAAUAAGAGUUAAAA
Messenger RNA from Selaginella moellendorffii, 2156 nucleotides. RefSeq lists its product as uncharacterized. NCBI's taxonomy places the organism in Eukaryota, Viridiplantae, Streptophyta, Lycopodiopsida, Selaginellales, Selaginellaceae. The record is from RefSeq and is a predicted model, not a curated record. Gene Ontology annotation, biological process: oxygen transport. Gene Ontology annotation, molecular function: oxygen carrier activity. The coding region runs from base 3 to 2117 and encodes 704 amino acids. The transcript is spliced from 2 exons.